CAGUGUGAGGCCAGAUUUAGUCUGUGACAAGGUCAGAGGGCAAUCUGUCCAGGUAUGAGGGACCAGACAGGCUCUUCCACAUUAGCCACCAGCCUUCCUUUCUGGAGGGCCGUGGCGAUCUGGCUUGUUGCCCCUACUGCCCAAGUGGGGAAACUGAGCUCCGAGGAGGUCUCGCUCUGCCGCCCCCGCCCUCCUCGUCCCCUCAGCCUCCUCCCCACCCAAGGUCCUCCGUCUCAACCUCCGUUCUUUCAUUCUCACCGGAAUCUUUUCUGACACGCUCCGCCCCCCAGAGCAGCCGAGGCCCCGCCCCGGAUUACGCUAAUGACUCGCGGCGAGGCCCCGCCCCACGGGGCUAUGCAAAUAAGGCGCCUGGAGGCCCCGCCCCUCGGGCGGCCGCGGAGUCUGCGCGGCGCGGGCGGACGGGCCCUCGGCGUCUCCGUGUCCGCGUCCGCCCGCUGGGUCGGCUGUCUGUCCGUCCGUCCCGCCGCGCCGGGGCUGUCCAGGCGGAGUCGGGGCUCCGCGGCGGCAGCCUCGAUCCGAGCAAGCUGCGUGGAUGGGGCACUGGACCCAGAGUGACUGCCCUCACUUGCCCGGGCCUCAGGUUGCACGUCUGUGCAAUGGGGGUGACCAUCCCUGUGCUGCUGGCCGCCAGGAGCAGCUGUGAGUCUGUGGGUGUGGCGGCAGUGGCCUGUGGGAAGCCAUAGGGCCCUUUCACAGGCCCGGCCUUCGCCAUGGCGGGAGGGAGACCGCAGCUGAAGAGGAGUUUCUCCAUCAUUCCCUGCUUCGUCUUCGUGGAGUCGGUGUUGCUGGGCGUCGUGGUCCUGCUGGCUUACCGUCUGGAGUUCACUGACACCUUUCCCGUGCACACCCAGGGCUUCUUCUGUUAUGACAGUACCUACGCCAAGCCCUACCCCGGGCCUGAGGCUGCCAGCCGAGCGCCUCCCGCACUCAUCUACGCCCUGGUCACAGCGGGGCCCACCCUCACGAUCCUGCUGGGGGAGCUGGCCCGUGCCUUUUUCCCUGCGCCACCUUCCAGUGUCCCCAUCAUCGGGGAGAGCACCAUCGUGUCCGGGGCCUGCUGCCGCUUCAGCCCCCCGCUGCGGAGGCUGGUCCGCUUUCUGGGGGUCUACUCCUUCGGCCUCUUCACCACGACCAUCUUCGCCAACGCGGGGCAGGUGGUGACCGGCAACCCCACGCCGCACUUCCUGUCCGUGUGCCGCCCGAACUACACGGCCCUAGGCUGCCCGCCGCCCUCACCCGACCGCCCGGGGCCCGACCGCUUCGUCACCGACCAGGGUGCCUGCGCCGGCAGCCCCAGCCUGGUGGCCGCUGCACGCCGCGCCUUCCCCUGCAAGGACGCGGCCCUUUGCGCCUACGCGGUCACCUACACGGCGAUGUACGUGACUCUCGUGUUCCGCGUGAAGGGCUCGCGCCUGGUCAAACCCUCACUCUGCCUGGCCCUGCUGUGCCCUGCCUUCCUGGUGGGCGUGGUCCGCGUGGCCGAGUACCGCAACCACUGGUCCGACGUGCUGGCCGGCUUCCUGACCGGGGCGGCCAUCGCCACCUUUCUGGUCACCUGCGUCGUGCACAACUUCCAGAGCCGGCCACCCUCUGGCCGAAGGCUCUCCCCCUGGGAGGACCUGGGCCAAGCCCCCACCAUGGACAACCCCCUCGAAAAGUUAAGUGUAGCCCAGGAACCCGAGGCCUGCAGGCCGCAUUCGACACCGGCACGGCUCACCCCAUCCAAGCCGCAGAACUGCGCCCGCCGUGGCCACCUGAUCCCCAGCUGCGUGUCCUCCAGGGCUCCAGCCAUGUGUUCGUCGCCCCGUGUGCCCCGCCCUCGAUUGAGGUCUGAGCCCACACCCCUGCCGCUGCCCCUGCCACUGCCCGCGCCCACCCCCAGCCAGGGCCCCUCGCCCUCCUCCCCUGGGCCUGGGGGGCCAGGUGGGGGUGGCGGACGUGGCCGGAAGCUGCUGCUGCCCACACCUCUCCUGCGGGACCUGUACACCCUUAGUGGACUCUAUCCGUCCCCCUUCCACCGGGACAACUUCAGCCCAUACCUGUUCGCCAGCCGCGACCACCUGCUGUGAGGCCCGACCGCCCACCCAGAAUCUGCCCCGGCCCCAUUUCUUCCCUGCCACACGUGUGUGUGCGUGUGCCGUGUGAGUGCCAAAGCCCCCUGUCCCCAAACCAGCCAGGCCCAGACAUAAGAGGAUGGUUGGCAGGACACCUGGGGGACCCCCUGCCUCUCUUGCCCCCUGGGACACCCAAGUGGGCAUAACUGGGAGGUGGGCCCUUGCCCCUAGGAUUGCCCUUUUAAAGUCCAAAGCCUGACCCCAUUGGCCAUCGCCCAGCCAAUGGGAGCCCCCAGUUCUCAGAAUCCUAACCAAAAGGAGUUUAUUGCAGCCAAUGGGAGCCUCCCUCUCACUUCUUAGAAUCCUCAGGCAAGAGGGCAACUCCAGCCAGUGUUGGGCAUCUGAACAUCCAAUAGGAGUCGUUGGUUUUCAGAAUUUUUAGGGUGGGUGGGUAUGAUUCCAGUCAAUGGGGGACCGCCCAUGUCUAAGCCUGUGCAAAGGAGAGUAGGGAGAUGGGUCAUCCUUUGUCAUCUCAUCCUCUCUCCUCAGCAUCAGAGAGUCCAGCCAGAGGGUGGGGGGCAGGCUCCCCCGUGGCAGGGACCUCGGGGCACCCCUCUUCCCCAGCUCCUCCCCCACAUACACCCUCUUCCCCCGUCCCUCCUAACUCCCUACUUAGGCAGGGCUUGCCCCACUUCAAAGGUUUUGGGGUUCAGGGUGCUGUGUCUCUUCUUGCCUGUGCCCAAGUCCCCCCAAACCCUUCUAUUAUUUAUUAUGGCUGUGGGAAAGGACUUUUUUUUCUUGGAACCCCCCGUGCUCUUCACACUGCUCCCCCGUGCCUCAGCCUCCUGCUGAUGUGCCAUCCCAGGGGGCAUGGGGGGGGCAGAGAGGGCUCCCUCACCGCAGGCGGCCAAAGGCAGUGGGCAGCAGAGACACUGCCCCCCCUUCCUGCCCUCUCCUCCUCUUUAAUAAAGACCUGUUUGUA
This is a messenger RNA of Equus quagga, 3057 nucleotides long. RefSeq names its product phospholipid phosphatase related 2 (gene PLPPR2). NCBI's taxonomy places the organism in Eukaryota, Metazoa, Chordata, Mammalia, Perissodactyla, Equidae. Gene Ontology annotation, molecular function: phosphatidate phosphatase activity. The record is from RefSeq and is a predicted model, not a curated record. Gene Ontology annotation, biological process: signal transduction; phospholipid metabolic process; phospholipid dephosphorylation. The coding region runs from base 732 to 2090 and encodes 452 amino acids. The transcript is spliced from 10 exons.